CUGCAGUAGCAUGGCAUACAGGUCGCUUUGAGAAUAAAUUGUUGCAUACACAACUUCUCCGCACAUAAAAUCAACCACCUCUGGCCGAAUUCGCCACCGACAAGAUACCACCGACAUAACACUACACGCCUAUCUAAGAACCGUGCUCUGUGUCCCAAAUGCAGGCUACUCGCCGUGUAGCAGCAAGGCUGCCCCCGAGCAUCGUACGGGGCUCAACUGUCUCGGCUUCACGAUCGUCCAUUGGCACGGUGGCCUUCAAGAGACAUGUGGCGUCGAGCUCAGCGGCUGUUGAGGCUGCGCAACCAGAACCGCAGCCAACACAGACUAUUCCCCCUCCAGCUGCAGAUAUCCUUUCGCGGCGGGAGCGUAUCCGCGAUGCCAAGCCCUUCUCGGAAUUCCUGACCGAUACCUUUCACCGACAGCAUGACUAUCUGCGCAUAUCACUCACCGAACGGUGCAACUUGCGAUGUCUGUACUGCAUGCCGGAGGAGGGCGUGCCAUUGUCUCCUGAUAGGGAACUCCUCACAACUCCUGAGAUUAUCAUGCUAUCGUCCAUCUUUGUAUCUCAGGGUGUAAACAAGAUUCGACUUACCGGAGGAGAGCCAACGGUCAGACGGGAUAUCUUACCUCUGAUGCACCAACUUGGCGCUUUACGCCCGUAUGGGCUCCAGCAACUAUGCAUAACCACUAAUGGCAUUUCACUGCAUCGAAAACUUGAUAGCAUGAUCGAGUCUGGGCUUACCGGUGUAAAUCUGAGUCUCGAUACCCUAGAUCCAUGGCAGUUCCAGAUCAUGACAAGGAGGAAAGGCUUCGAUGCUGUCCAGAAAAGCAUCGACCGUAUACUAGAACUCAAUAAGCUUGGGGCUGGAAUCAAGCUAAAAAUCAACUGCGUCGUGAUGCGUGGCCUCAAUGACCGAGAGAUCAUCCCAUUUGUUGAGCUGACUCGCGAGAAAGAUCUCGAAGUGCGCUUCAUCGAGUACAUGCCAUUUGACGGCAACAAGUGGAACAAGGGGAAGAUGUUCUCGUACAAUGAGAUGCUGGACGUGAUCCGGGCUGAAUAUCCAGAACUUCAAAAAGUUCGCGACGGGAAGAAUGACACAAGUAAGACUUGGAAAAUCCCCGGUUUUGAAGGCCGUCUCGGCUUCGUCACGAGCAUGACGCACAAUUUUUGCGGUACCUGCAAUCGACUCCGCAUCACGAGCGACGGAAACCUCAAGGUUUGUCUCUUUGGGAACGCGGAGGUGUCUUUACGAGACAUCAUACGGAAAUCCAACAACGGAGAGCCCAUCGACGAAGAAGCAUUCGAGGCCAUGAAGCAGAUUGAGAUGAAUCGUCGACAGGGUCUUGCGGGUACAUCCGGCACCCCCUUGGGUAUGGCACCAAACGAAACCGAGCUCCUUGACGUUAUCGGAAUGGCAGUCAAGAGAAAGAAGGCGAAACAUGCUGGUAUCGGUCAGCUAGAGCACAUGAAGAAUCGGCCAAUGAUCUUGAUAGGUGGGUAAAAAAAAAAAAAAAAAAAAAAAAAA
Messenger RNA from Trichoderma asperellum CBS 433.97, 1526 nucleotides. The record is from RefSeq and is a predicted model, not a curated record. Lineage: Eukaryota; Fungi; Ascomycota; Sordariomycetes; Hypocreales; Hypocreaceae.